Rhizophagus irregularis DAOM 181602=DAOM 197198 is the source of this 994-nucleotide messenger RNA. RefSeq lists its product as uncharacterized. NCBI's taxonomy places the organism in Eukaryota, Fungi, Glomeromycota, Glomeromycetes, Glomerales, Glomeraceae. The record is from RefSeq and is a predicted model, not a curated record.
CACUUUAUUCAUGUCUUUUAGUUAACAAACCUUGGUGUGAAACAACUGUUCCAAUUUUAUGGAAGAAUCCUUGGAAAAAUUUAAAAGAGAAGAAUGAAAAGUUAUUAUCAAAAGUAAUAAUAUCACAUUUAUCAAAUGUAUCAAGAAACAAAAUAAGGGAAUAUAAGUUAUUGACCAAUUUUUAUAAAAAGCUUUCAUUUAAUUAUAUUCGUUAUUGUAGACAUUUAAAUUUAGAUAUAGUUCAAAGAAUAAUCAUUAAUAAUAAUGAUAUCUAUGAAAAAGAUAAAAAUUUAAAUGUUCAAAACGAAGUAUUAAAUCUUUUAAUUAAUGAAAAUAUGAAAUAUACUCAUCUUUAUAUAUACCAAAAUUUCGACAGUCAAAUACAUCUUACUCAUGAGGCUAAACGCUGCUUUUCCGAAAUUGAAUUCCUUAGUUGCAGUACUGGUAUAAAGGAUAAUAUUAUAUCUAUAUUAACAGAAACAUGUAAAUCAAUUAAGAAAUUAGAACUUUUUAUUAAGUUAGUGGAUAAUAAUUAUGGAAUUGUUAAAUUUAUCGAAGCUCAAACAAAGUUAUUUGAUGUUGGUUUAAUUCGUACUUUCUAUUAUGAUGGAACAUUUUACGAAAUCCUUGAGAAUUCAUUAAUUAAACAUGCAAGUACCAUACAAUAUUUUAAGAUUACAAGACGACCCUCAACAAAUAUUCUUUCAUCUUUUAUAAAUUUAAAGGAAUUAGAAUUGACUUGUGCUGCACAAUGUGUCGCUUCAUUGAAUUACUUAGAAAAUUUAUCUUUUCCUUUUUUGCAAGUUUUAAAAUCUAAUAAUAUUCCAAUUGAAGCUUUAACAAGCUUAAUAAUGAAUACAAAAGGAUUUCUUGUUGAAAUUAAAUUAGAUUAUAUAAGAAAUGAUAGACAUGAUGAAAUUAGCAAUAAAAAACUUAUUCAAGUUAUUUAUCAAAAUUGUCCAAAUAUUAAGUAUCUAAAACUAAUAAUUAGUAA